Messenger RNA from Aspergillus heteromorphus CBS 117.55, 300 nucleotides. RefSeq lists its product as uncharacterized. NCBI's taxonomy places the organism in Eukaryota, Fungi, Ascomycota, Eurotiomycetes, Eurotiales, Aspergillaceae. The transcript has a single exon. Gene Ontology annotation, molecular function: phosphoprotein phosphatase activity. The record is from RefSeq and is a predicted model, not a curated record. The coding region runs from base 1 to 300 and encodes 99 amino acids.
AUGCUGAUCCUGCUCCUGGCGGGCUGCGACGACGACACCAUCGCGGACGAAUACGCCCUCAAUGAUAUCGAUAGUACCCGGUCGUGGGGCAUUCAGGCCACGCAGCGGUUGCUGCUGCAGCCCGGGUUGAGGGGCAAUGUGGAUGCCGUGGAGAAUGUGGUGAGGGCGAAGAGGGAGUAUAUGCUUGCUACGUUGGAGAGAUUUAAAGAGGCUUUUGGGGGGGUGGAUGGUUAUUUGAGGGGGACGGUGGGGUUGAGUAAGGGGGUGGUUGGGAGGAUUAGAGGGAAUGUGAGGGUGUGA